This is a messenger RNA of Cyprinus carpio (common carp), 2470 nucleotides long. RefSeq names its product gastrula zinc finger protein XlCGF26.1-like. The record is from RefSeq and is a predicted model, not a curated record. The transcript has 2 exons. Lineage: Eukaryota; Metazoa; Chordata; Actinopteri; Cypriniformes; Cyprinidae. The coding region runs from base 391 to 1752 and encodes 453 amino acids. Gene Ontology annotation, biological process: regulation of transcription by RNA polymerase II. Gene Ontology annotation, molecular function: DNA-binding transcription factor activity; RNA polymerase II cis-regulatory region sequence-specific DNA binding.
UUUUAUUCGUGUAAGUGUUUAAAUCAGUGCAGCUCGUUUGUUUUAUAGUGAACUUUUGAAUGAAUCCGUUAUUUUCGAGUGUAACAUUGUGAUGUAUCUACUAGCGAUAAUGAAAAGCUGCGUCUCGUUUGUCUUUAAAGUGAAGCAGUUGAUCAUAAACACUGUUUGGAUUUAAACAUUUAAAGGAUUUAAACAUUUACACAAAAAGAUGCAGAAAAGAGCUGUCCAUGACUAGAGGACAAACAUCUUGUCAUAUCAGUGCAAGUGAAAGUUUUGAAGUUAAUUUAUAUUUUUGAUAAUAAACUGUUUUUACAGAGACUUAUAUAAUCAUGCGUGUUUAAUGCUUUUUUUAUAAAGUUUAUUUACAUUGAAUAUUAUCUGUAUCUAUUCAUGUUUGGGGAUCUGGGGAAGUGUCUUUAUGUCUCUUUGGUCAAAUGUUGGUUUUUCUUGAAGUUUAUCAGAGUUGUGUAUACAACACACACACACACACACACUGUUAAUGAUUCUGAUCUCAAACACACAGAGAAACUCCUGCUGAAGCACACUGUUAUAAAGAUGGAGUUUAUUAAAGAGGAGAGUGAAGACCUGAAGAUUGAAGAAACACUCAAACAUGAAGAUACUGACGAACACACAGACCUGAUACCGCUGAAAGAAGAGGGUCAAGACCUGAAUGAAAUGGAAAAGAAAAAUCAAUAUGAGAAAUAUCAUGACCUCAUGGCUGGAGAAAAAUGUUUUAGUUACUCACAGACUUAUAAAACCGAAGCUACAAACCUUAAAGUCCAGAUGAGAGUUCACACUGAACAAAGCCCUUUCACCUGCCAACAGUGUGGAAGGAGUUUUGGUCAAAAAGAAAGCCUUAAAAACCACUUGAAAAUCCACACUGAAGGGAAUUUGUUCAUGUGUUCUCAAUGUGGAAAGAGUUUUACACAGAAAAAAACACUUAAUGUCCACAUGAGGAUUCACACUGGAGAGAAGCCUUACUCUUGCAAACUGUGUGAGAUGAGCUUCAGACGAAGAGAAGGUUUUAGGUCUCACAUGACGGUUCACACUGGAGAGAAACCCUACUCCUGCAAACUGUGUGGGAAGGGUUUUAAUCGAAAACAAAGCCUUAAAGUUCACUUAAAAAUCCAUGCUGGAGAGAAGCCGUUCAUAUGCCCUCAGUGUGGAAAGAGUUUUACACAGAAAUCAACCCUUAAUGUCCACAUGAAAAUUCACACUGGAGAGAAGCCUUACUCCUGCAAACUGUGUGGGAAGAGUUUCUCAGCAAAAGGAAGUCUUAAAAUUCACAUGAGAAUCCACACCGGAGAGAAACCGUUCAUCUGCACUCAGUGUGGAAAGAGCUUCAAACAGAAAAAAGAACUUGAUGGUCACAUGAGAGUUCACACUGGAGAGAAACCUUUUGAUUGUGAUCAGUGUGGAAAGCGUUUCGGAUAUAAAUCACACCUUAAUAAACACAUGAGGAUUCACUCCGGGGAGAACUGUUUUAUAUGUCAUCAGUGUGGAAAGAGUUUCUCACACAGAGGAAAUUUUGAUAAUCACAUGAGAUUUCACACUGGAGAGAAGCCUUUCACUUGCCAACAGUGUGGAAAGCACUUCACAGUUAAAGGAAACCUUAAGACUCACAUUAGAGUUCACACUGGAGAGAGGCCUUACAAGUGUGUUCAGUGUGAAAAGAGUUUCAAAAAUAACACAUGCCUGAAACGGCAUUUGCAAACGCAUUCUGUUAAUAAACUUCCAUUGUCCUCAGUGUGACAAAAAAAGGGUAAGGAGCAAUUUCAACAUUCAUCGGUGUUCACUCUGGAGAAAGACAAUUUGAUUGUGUUCAGUCUAAUAAAAACAUCACACUUUAACAAACAUAUUAAGGUAAUUUAGAUAUUUAAGUAAUGUAAAUGUCAGACCCCAUUUGUGUUUUUUGUUAAAGCAACACUAUGUAACUUUUUCUUUGUUCAUAAUAUGCAAAAUGUAUAUAAUAAGCGAGUACAUCAAAAAUUCAUCAACCAAACUCCCUUUUUGUCUUAUCCCUAAUAACUAUGGUACAUUUAUAAUAUGUGAUUAUUUUUGGAAUAUUGUAGUCUGUUCGGGUCGUCACCGCUGGGGAGUAACACAUACUUGUGUGAAUUGCCAUAGACAUAAACUUGGAGAAGUAGCUCCGUUUAGAAUGUCUUUCCAGUAUAAUGCAUGUAGUUCUGUUUAUUAACUGCUAAACCGACAAAAUUUACACAGUAUUGCUUUAAAGCCCAUGUUGCAGGUUAACCACCACUGUUGAUUAAUGGGUACAUAAAUCACUCAAGAUAUGUAUAUCAUUUUUAAAAUGUCUCAAAAAUGGCCUUAAAGACCAUUUUUUUUACGUUUUACGUUUUUGGUAUUAACGGGGGGUUUUUUACGCAAUUCGGUGAUGACGUCACAUUGGGGAGAAGUGGAGGAAAGGUAGCCUCAGCCUAGUAUGAUGCGCGUUCCAGGCAACCCGUAA